AUGACAUUGGAUAGCCCCGACCUAGCUGGAUCGCAGCCUCAUUCCUCACCUGUGCAGCCGCCUCCACAACCAAUUACACAAAAUGUUCCCAAGCGAAAACCCGUUCCAGGUACCGAAUCUGAGCCACAUACCGUUGCAGCGACAAGCAACGCCGAACCAGCUGUACAGACAGACAACCAAAUCGCCGAUCAAGAGAAAGGCCCUACUGUCGAAUGGCAGUCGCAGAAUACCAGCAAUGGGAGCCAGAGAGAACUGCAUAGGAAAUUCGCAUUCACAUUCCCUUCAAUCUCGCUGGCCGCCUUAGAUAACCUACGCCUGGGCCCGUUAGACAAGCAUCUUCCCUAUGAAAGGCGCAAACGCCGUCGUGUUAUCGCAGGGAUAAUGGCUGGCAUUAUCAUUGCAUUAUUAGCGCUUAUAGUCGGGCUUGCAGCUGGACUGACGGUCGGUAAAGAUAAAACCCAAAACUUGCCUCUUCCCACAUCGAAUGGCGGCCCUUAUGCCGGCGACCUCACAUACUAUGCGCCUGCUCUAGGUGCAUGCGGUGCCACAUCCUCUUCUUCGGACAGUAUCUGUGCCGUCUCCCACAUCAUAUUCGACGCUGCACAAAAAGGAUCUAAUCCUAACGCCAAUCCGCUAUGUGGCCUAAAGAUUCGGCUUCGACGGAACGAUGAGAGCGUUGAUGUCACUGUCGUCGAUCGAUGUGUCGGCUGCAAAGCCACGGAUAUUGAUACCACGACCACAGUGUUUGGCAAGUUGGCUGAAAUCGAUCAAGGGCGCGUCUCGGUUGAGUGGGCUUGGUUGGAGAGUUCGCCCGUGAACAUGACGAGCUCGUGA
Messenger RNA from Talaromyces proteolyticus, 834 nucleotides. Its product is annotated as RlpA-like double-psi beta-barrel-protein domain-containing protein-containing protein. The record is from RefSeq and is a predicted model, not a curated record. Lineage: Eukaryota; Fungi; Ascomycota; Eurotiomycetes; Eurotiales; Trichocomaceae. The transcript has 2 exons. Bases 1 to 834 code for a protein of 277 amino acids.